AUGGCUGCGUCUGCUGUGCAAAAUCCUGCGGCUCCUACCGACGCCAAGUCGGCCAAGAAGAAGAAGGCCAAGGCCAGCCGCACCGAGUCGCCUGCUCCGACCGCUUCGUCUGAGAAGGCUGUGUCGGUGGCACCCAAUGACGCCAACGGCGAUGACUCGGGCGAGCCUGCUUACCUGCGGGAGCUUUCCAAGAACAUCCGCAACAUCAACAAGAAGCUCACGAACGCGUCCAAAACCGAUGGCCUGAUUGCCGAGCACAAGGACAAGACCCUUGACCAGCUCGUCGCCCAGAAGAUUAUCAACGCCGACCAAAAAGCCCAGAUCCUCAAAAAGCCCUCCCUUCAGGCCCAGCUUGCCCAGCUCGAGGAGCAGUACAGCCAGUUCAAGAAGCUCGACUCGGAGUACCGCCAGCGCCUGGUCUCCGACAAAACCGAAGUCACCAAGGCCCUGACGGACAAGUUUGAGAAGGAGAAGGCCGAUGCUGUGCGCGAGGCGUCUGCGGCAGCCGCUGCUGCCGCCGAAAAGAACCUGCACGACAGCCUCUUGACCGUGUCCCAGUUCCUCCGCCUCGCUGCUGCUCGCCGCGCCGACGACCAGAACCAGCAACAGGACGAGAACCUUGCCCUCGAGGGUGUGCUCUUGCAAGUGUACUCGGGCGACGAGAACGGCGUGGCCACCAUGCUGAAGCUCGUCCAGGGCACCGACGAGACGACCAAGGGUGUUUCCAACGAGUCUCUGCAGACGACAUUCGCCCAGGUAAAGGCUGCUGCCGCCGCUAACGCCGGCGCUCUGGUCGUGUCUGAGGCCUCGGAAGAGCCUGCGUCCGAGGCUCCCGCCACCCAGGUCGGCUCCGACCCGACCCUCGUACACGCCAGCCUGACCGAGAUUGAGGCCGGCACCGAUACCCCGCUCGUGGAGGCUGCGGGUCUCACCAACGGCCACACUGACGAGUCGGCCGAUGCCGCCCCGGCCGCUCUUGCGAACGCCAAUGUCGGCGACGAUGCCGCGAACUCGGUGGCUGAGAACCAGUGGGAUGCCACGAACGGCACCAAGGACCUGACCAUGUCACAGGAAUGGGUGCAGGUGCCCCGCGACCUUGCCGAGACGGAGACCGGCAUCGCUGCUACCACUGCCGCGGCCGGUAACACGCAGUCUUGGGCCGAUGAGCAGCCCGACGUGGCCCCGCCGGCCGCUGCUCCGGCUACGCCGAACGCGGCUGCGGACGACGGUUUCCACCAGGUGCAGCGCCACAACCGUGGCCGUAGUGAGCGCGACGGUUUCCGUGGCGGUCGCGGUGGCGGAUUCCGCGGUCGCGGCCGUGGCGGUGACGGUCGUGGCCGUGGCCGUGGUGGCCGUGGUCGUGGUGGCGGACCUGGCGGUGAGAAUGGCGGCAACGGCGGCAACUUCCAUCGCGGCCCACGUCGCAACGAGGAGUCAUAG
Molecule: messenger RNA, 1440 nt
Organism: Sporothrix schenckii 1099-18
Lineage: Eukaryota; Fungi; Ascomycota; Sordariomycetes; Ophiostomatales; Ophiostomataceae
Exons: 3
Coding region: 1-1440 (479 amino acids)
Source: RefSeq, a predicted model, not a curated record